GCUUGGGAUCGAGAAGUUUGCAUGGCGAAAGGUGACAGAUUUAGGCUCCUUUUGCAGCGACAGCUGUGCGUAAAAUGAGUCACGCUGGGAACAGUUCGAUGAGUAUGUGUCACCCAAGCGAAAUGAAUGCUGAAAAAGGGAACAGUGAGGUGUCCAGUGGACCGUUUGGAUCAAUAAAGAAGACUGUGGGAAAGGUAACCCCUAAAGGUUUGAUUGAGCUCCCUCCAGAGCCUGGGGCUGUUAAAUUUGAGUGUCAAGGUAUUUUAAGGCCUAGUUCCAGCACAGCUGUCAGGGGUGGGAGUGCAGGACGUGUCGAGAGGAGCCUUCAACUUGCGAGGAAAAAGGAAUUGGUAGAUGAGAUUCCAACCAGAUGUAAUAGUGCUGGAGCUGAGAUGAUUUCUCUUGGUAAGAUUAAGCACAGUAAACAAAUCCAGGAAAUGGAAAACUUGCCAAGACAGACUGCCAAGGUUCCCAGUGAUGAAGACAACUCUGGUAGUGAUUCAUCAUCAUCAUCAUCAUCAUCAUCAUCAUCAUCAUCAUCAGAGGAAAUUCAGGAGGGAAAAGAUCACAGAACAGCAGAUCAAAUAAAAAACAUGGAACCUCUAGAUGAACUCAAAGCAGAGUUCCUAACUACUGUCAUGGAUGAAAACUAUGAAAAAGCCAAGGAGCUCUGCCAAAAGGUUCUUCUUCUGGAACCAGAUAACAAAUUAUGCAGUGAAUUUCACGCUGUCAUCGUGGAAAAAAUUCAACAAGAUGCAGUUGCUGCUGAAGAUAGUGGGGAUGAUGAUGAAAGUGACGAGGAAGAUGAUAAUUGUGAAGAAGGUAUUGACUCAGAUGAUGACGAAGAGAGCAAUGACUCGGAUUCUGAUAAUUCUGAUGAGGAAGAUGAUGGAGAAAGUGAUUCUGAUGAUGAUUACUCGACACCAGCCGGUCCAAUUAACCUAAUCUUGGGUGGUUUGCCAAUCAAACCCCAGAGUAGGUGACAAUUGUGACAUGUGGCUUGGAUGGUCAAAGUAUUAAAAUUGAAAAAGAACAAACGAAAACUCAGUUCUUAUUUCUGAAGUGUCGUGCUGUUUUUUGUUGUUGUUGUUGUUGUUUUCUAUUUCAACAGAACAUCAAAAAUGCUUUAUUUUCACAACUUGUUGUACAGGGAAUUUUUUCGUUUCAUAUAUGCAUACGAACUGUCAAUAAAGUUUAUGAAACAUA
Molecule: messenger RNA, 1206 nt
Organism: Stylophora pistillata
Lineage: Eukaryota; Metazoa; Cnidaria; Anthozoa; Scleractinia; Pocilloporidae
Source: RefSeq, a predicted model, not a curated record